UGAUAUGAUUAUUAAGAAGAAAGUUCCCCAACGGGUGCAGAAACGUAAUGAAAUUCAAAUAGAGCAAAUUUUCGCACAGAGAUUGGGGCUGAGUGAGAGAGAUCGCGUGUUACAGAAUCGGGGAGUGUACUCACGUCACGGCUAUGGCGAUGGAGCUAGAAAGGGCUGUGCGGCUGGAGUUUCCUUUUUGGAGUCCGGCUCGUAGACGGUACGGUCCAGAUGAUCCCUUUUUUGCUGCUGGCAACAUCGAAAGACAACUUCUCGCCAAACAGGUAGCACUGGAUUUGACUGAAGCAGAGAAGCAGGUGGUUCGAAAUAUGGAUUACGGAGAAAGCAGUGAUGUCUUCUGUCCAAUCAUUGGGUGUUGUGCAUGGUUGCGGUCUUUGGAUGACUUUGAAGAUCACUACAAUGCACGGCAUUCUGCAUCUUGCUCCGUCUGCUCGAGAGUUUACCCCACAUCACGCCUGCUGAGCAUACAUAUAUCUGAAGCUCAUGAUUCAUUCUUUAAGGCAAAAGUUGCCCGUGGGUUUGCCAUGUAUGAAUGCCUUGUGGAAGGCUGUGGUGCUAAACUGAAUAGCUACAAAAUCCGGCUACAGCACCUGGUUGACAAGCAUAAAUUUCCAGCUUCCUAUGAGUUCUUCAGAAAAGCCCAUCCAUCAAAGAAAAGAAGACAGAAAAACCAACUGCGGCAAGCAUCAUUUAAGACAGAGCAAGACUCGAAUGCAAUGCAAGUGGAGGAUAUGGACAAACUUGUUUCAGCAGUCUCAAAAUUAAGCACUUCAGACUCUCCUUCGACCAUCAGUUUUGGUCGUAAUAGAAAUCGUGGCUUGGCUUUCAUGCCUCGAGCAGUUCAGUGUGAGAGAAGACCAAGACCAGACUCCUCCCAGUCCUCCUCAGUUGGUGGUGCAUUAAAUCGGAGAAAGUAACAGGAGGUUAGGGGUGCAUCUGAUUUGAGUUGUUUUAUUGUAUGGAGUCAAAUUUUAGACUUUGUUUGACCAAUACGCUUCAUUUCGUUUUGUUGAUUAUGAAUUAUGAGAGUAGCCUGAGACGAUUGUCUAUUUUGCAAAGGAGGUAUGAAAAAGAAGUAAAGGAGCAGGAUUUUCAUACAUUA
This is a messenger RNA of Ipomoea nil (Japanese morning glory), 1111 nucleotides long. RefSeq names its product zinc finger protein 511. The record is from RefSeq and is a predicted model, not a curated record. NCBI's taxonomy places the organism in Eukaryota, Viridiplantae, Streptophyta, Magnoliopsida, Solanales, Convolvulaceae. Bases 144 to 926 code for a protein of 260 amino acids. The transcript is spliced from 4 exons.